CGCGCCACUUAAACUCUCUCCUCGUCCAGUUUCAUCUUUUGAAGAAAUGUACAGUUUUCAUUGAUAUGGACCGGAAAAGGAAUGUUUUGGCAAAUUUAUUGCUCUUCGCAGACGAGGAAAUGGACGAGGAUGUCGACAUUGCUGUUACUCUUCUUUCUACUCACGGUUCCUGUGGUGAAUUGUUUAAACGGCGGAAAAGUGAAGGUGCUUAUAAUGUUUUGAUAACGAAACACCUAAUAGACAAUGAGGUAAAAUUUAAGGAGUAUUUUAGACUCACACGGGACCAGGUCUUCACUCUUCUGGGAUUGGUGAGAGAGGAAAUAACUGUGAAGCCGUAUAAUACGGUAAUUGAACCCAUAACAGCAGAAAUGAAACUUGCCGUCAUCCUAAGGUUUCUGGCUACGGGUUGAAUCAUACCGAUCAUUGGCUUUCCAAUACAGAAUUUCUGCGUCUGCAAUAUCAAAUUUUGUCCCUGACGUUUUGAGAGUUGUCAAGGACAAAAUAGAACAUGUGCAUUUGCCACCACCAUCGGAGAUUGAUUGGAAACAGAAAGCCGAAGAAUUCUGGGACAUCUGGGAUUUCC
This is a messenger RNA of Homalodisca vitripennis (glassy-winged sharpshooter), 583 nucleotides long. RefSeq lists its product as uncharacterized. The record is from RefSeq and is a predicted model, not a curated record. The transcript is spliced from 2 exons. The coding region runs from base 66 to 410 and encodes 114 amino acids. NCBI's taxonomy places the organism in Eukaryota, Metazoa, Arthropoda, Insecta, Hemiptera, Cicadellidae.